GCUAGCCUAUGCAGCUAUAGCAGAGGCCUCUCCUACACUUCCUGCGUUAUGCUACAAGUUUACAGUGCAUAUAAGGUCAUUUGUGGACAGGAACGCUAGUUGUUACUUUCACCAGAUGCACAGGAAUCGUCUGGCUCCCACAUGACUCAGCAGGAGCAGCAGGAGUUUACGGAGAGCCUGGAGGCAGCUCUGUCCUGGAUGCAGGCCGUCCAGGAGAGGCUCCGGGUCAAUGACAACACCCAGGGCCCCCGGGCCGCCCUGCAGGCAAGGCUCAGAGAGACAGAGAAAAUCCACGAGUCUGAGCAUGAGGGUCGCGUGAAGAUGGACAUGGUGCUGGUGGCUGCAGAGGUCUUACUGCAGAACGGAGACCAGGAGACCAGGAGCAACACCCACGCCAGACUCAAAGAGCUCAAAGCAUUAUGGGAGGAGACCUGCACCUACAUCAUCCACUGCCACAGCCGGAUAGAGUGGGUGUGGCUGCACUGGAGUGAGUACCUGAAGGCGCAUGAGGAGGUUGAGAUGUGGCUGGUCCGCGUGCGUCGCAGUCUGGAGCCGGAGGUGGAACUACAGCUGGGGGUGAAGGAGAAACUGUGGCAGGUGGACCACCAGCAUGUCUUGCUGAGUGACGUGCAGAGCCAGGCAAUGCUGUUGGAGAGGCUGUUGGACGAGGCUGCAGCACUGCACAACCGUACCCAGGACCCCAGUGUGGACCAGGAGGCACAGGAGAGACUGCAAGAGGCAUACAACAGCAUACGGGACAGGGCUGAGGAGAGGCUGUCGGUGCUGCAGAAGAUAGCUGAAGAGCACCAAAUGUACCAGAGUUACGUCCUGAAGUUCCAGGCCUGGCUGGUGUCCAAGGCUAAGGAGCUGAACACCCUUAUUGAGACAGAGGACACAGCCGAGAACAAGCUCAGAUCCCUACAGACCCUGGACGACAGUGUGGCCAGUGAAGAGCGGAUGCUGCAGCACAUUGAGGGCAUGGCAGAGGCGGUGCGGGCCAACACGUCCCCCGGGGGGGCGGCGGUGGUGGAGGAGGAGGCGGAGGAGCUUCGUUUGGCCUGGCAGAGGCUCCGACAGAGCCUGUGUGAGGCUGGGGAGGGCCUGAGGAGCAGCCUAGACUCCCAGAGCCAGUACCAGAGCCACUGCCAGCGCCUGGGGGAGGACAUCGCGCAGCUCCAGGCCCUGCUCCACAGACUGACCAGAGACCUGGAGACCGCCAUGGAGGGAGACAGGACCGAGGAACAGAUGGUUGGGCAGUGGAGGAAGUACAUGAACGUCCGGAAUACUCUGUCAGCAGAGGAAUCCCAGGUGGAGAACCUCAAGGCCCAGCUUAAAGAACUCUUCCGCUUUUCCCAAGAUUCACGGCAUCUCUCUGACGAUGUCCUGGCUGUGGUGAAGGAGCACCAGAGUGUGAAGUGUCGUGCUAUGAAGCUGUGUGCGGAAUCAGAGACAGGGCUGAGACUGGUGCUGCAGGACCCUCUGCAUGGCUUCUCUCAGUGGAGCCAGCUGGUCUCUCAGGUGCUGGAGGCCUCAGCAGAGGUGUCUGAGUUCUCCCACAUCGCCAUGCUGGUGCAGAACAUCGAGAGGUUGAUGAUGCACAGUCUGCAGCUGCAGGAGCGGUUGAGUCUGCUGCAGGUGAAGAGAGAUCUGCUGGGUUCAGUGUUUGGCUCUGACAGAGCAGAGAGUCUACUGACGGAGCUCAACGCCACCAUGAGGAACCGAGAGCUACUGCACAGCCAGCUUCUGCAGAGGAAGGGAAGACUGCAGGGUUUGAUCUCGAAGACUAAGGACUUUGGCGACGCCUACGAGUCAAUCAGGAGCAAGCUGACCCUCCUGAGAGACAGACUGAUCUCAGCAGACAGCCUCCAACCAGACAUACUGGCCAAGAAGAGCCAGUCAGACCAGCUACGGGUGAUCAAGAAGGACUUGGAGGACUGUGAGGCCCACAUCACAGCUCUGGAGACUCUGGUGUCAUCCAGCUCCACUAACAGGACCCAGUUUGAGAGGCUGUAUGGGGACUGGAGGAUCCUAUACAAGGCAGUCAGGGUGAAGGGGAACGAGAGUGAGGAGAGCAUCAGGGAGCACGAGAGUUUCCACGAGAGCCUGCUGAAUGUAGAGAAGUGGCUGAUGAUUAUGAGGCAGAAGCUGGAGUCCUACCGCAGCUCUGCUGGGGAGUGGAGCGUGGACAACAGACAGUAUGAAGCUGAGAGGGCACUAGGUGAGUUCCCAGAGAAGGAGCUGCUGCUGCACCAGACAGAGGUGCAGGGCCAGGGGGUGCUGGAGAGGACCUCUGAGGAGGGACGGGUGCACAUCCUCAGGGACAUGAAGCGCCUGAGAGAGUCCUGGAUGGCCCUGCAUGACCUCAGCCUCAACCUCUUCAGGCUGCUGAAUGGGCACAGCUCCUCUGAGGACCCUGACUUAGACAUCCAGAGAGAGAGGGCGAGAGGCCAGGCUGGGGAGUUGCCAGGCCCAGCUAGGGAGCUCUUUCCUGGGGAGGGAGGAGACAUGAUCAAGGGAAGUGGCUCCAGCAGCAAGAGGGAGGGUGCUCCAGAGAGAUCCCCAGGAGAGGACCAUGGUGUCUGGGUCUCUCAGAGCUCUGGGUCAGGGUCUGGGAGAGGGGGAAGAACAGGGUCAGGGGCAAGGAUGGAGCAAAGCGAAGGGGCAAUUUUUAGAGCAGAAGAAGGUGUGGGGGUCGAGGGAGGGUUCGAGGGCAGUGUGGAGGAUAUGGAUCUCUCUGAACAUGGGGAGAGACAGGGUAGUGAUUCACAGACUCUGGGUCAACAACUGGGUCCAAUGACGUUAAGCCAAGGAGUCAGUCAGAGACCGGGACAGGGCAGUGGGAGUGAAAGCAGGGGCAAUGGCAGGGAGAGGGAAAGGGAGAAGGAGAGGGGUGGAGGUGAGCACAGCUUUGGUAUUGAGGAGGUGGACUCCAUUGCCUGGAGAGGGGGGUACGGUCAGGGAGGAGAGGGGGAGACCAGAGAGGGAACCACAGGGAUAACCUUAGGCCACACAGGAGGCAGAAGCCCCCAGUGUGGAGGGGUGGUGGUGGAGGGGUCCAGGAGUAGCGAGGUGGUGGGGGGCUCUGGAUCCAGGAGUAGUGGGGUGGUGGGGGGCUCUGGGUCCAGGAGUAGUGGGGUGGUGGGGGGCUCUGGAUCCAGGAGUAGUGAGGUGGUGGGGGAGAGGUCCAGGAGUAGUGGGGUGAUGGGGGGUUCUGGUUUUACAGGUAGCGGAGUGAUGGCGGGAUCAGGGUCUAGGAGUAGCGGAGUGGUGGUAGUGGGGGCGUCUGGGUCCAGCAGUAGCGGGCGGACAGAGGAGUGGGUGGACGAGCAGAGGUCCAGAGGUGUGGCUGAACCUGUGGCCAUGGAGGUAGACGUGGGGUUAGGGUUAGGGCUAGGGCAUAGUCAGGGCAGCAGAAGCAGCUAUGGAGAGGGAACAAGUGAAAUGGGAGACCAGAGUGGAGGUGGAGGUGGAGGGGGACACCUGCGACACAGAGGGUCCUUCACCCCGAUCAAGACAAAGAUGGAGGAUUCAGUCAUUGAGCAAGGCUCUGCUAGAAAAACUUCUGGAGGGCUACAGGGCUCAAGUCAACACACCACGGCAGGUCCAGGGUUAGCCCUUAGUGCAGCGGAGUACAAGGACAGGAAGAGGGAGUUUGAGGCCUGGCUACAGAAGGAAAACAAUACUCUUUCAGGGAUUCUCAACACCAAGGGACCGCUGAGCACCAGAGAACUCAAGAUCAGGCAGAACACACUCAAGACUUUGCGGUCCAGUGUGGGCUGGGGUCAGGAGCAGUUCCAGCUACUGCUGACGUCUGGGGCGGCUGCAGCUGGAGCCGGGGACGGGGCUGACCAUUGGGCUGAGGAUGUUGGCAUGGAGGAGAUACGUUAUCGCUGGAUGCUCUACAAGUCCAAACUGAAGGAUGUGGGAGACCUCAAGGCUCUGUUGAAUGUCAAGCAGGGUGCAAGUGCUGCUGGACGGGAUGAACACACCAGGACAGCUAAGGGGAAGACUCCAGGCCUGCUGUACCGUGUGUGUCGGGUGGCCCUGCCCCUCUGGCUCCUGCUGUUGGCCCUACUCCUCUUCGCGUUCUUCCUGCCCUGGAUGGACGAAGGCUCCAGCUGCUCUCUGUCCAACAACUUUGCCCGCUCCUUCAACAUCAUGCUACGCUACGAUGGACCUCCACCCACAUAGGAGGAUUAUAUAAGUCGAUUCCUCUUCACCCUCAAUCCAUUCAGUGUGUGUGCGUGAUUGUGACUGUGUCUUUGUGACUGUGGGUAUGUGUAAGAGUCAGUUUGGGUCAGUGAGUGUGUGUUAAGGCAUCCGCAUGCUUCCCAGCCUAAACAGUUCGGAGGAGUUUGUGCAUACAACAUUUUGUGACGUUUUGGACUUCAGUGAGGGUUUUAUCGGCUGUUCGGGCACACAAAUUUUUUUCUGGAGGCAAGCUGAAGUUCGGUGCCGAAGUCUACGCCCCUUUAUUGGUGAUUGGUCAACAAUAGGGAUUCUUCAGUAAAGUCUUUGCUGUCAUUCAACGAGACGACUCGUUUGAAUGCACAUUUUUUCAUUGAGAAAUACUGCACCAAACAUCUUAGAUGUAAAAUUGCGCGACUAAGAUCUCCUUGGCAAAAACGGAUGUCUUGAGUUAUCUUAGGUUAGUUCUGACUAUUUUGAGGACUUGUAUAUUGGCUACGGCGUUUCAAAUGGACAAACCGCACACUUGUUCGGCUAGGUGCCAGCCGAACUGAAGCAUGCUGACGCCUUUAGUGUGUGAAUGUGUGUCUGUGCUGGAUGUGUCAGUGUGUGGGCGGGUAGCCUCGGCUCUUUCCACCUGUUCCUUUUGACUCAAGCUGUUCUCCACUCUGCAACCCACACGAUCAGGCCAAUUCAGCUCCUCUAUCACACAGGCAGGCAGCACAUCCACAGAGUAGAGUGCUCCACUCCCUCUCCUAUUCACAGUACUACAGUAGCUACAGUAAUGGCCACCAAGCACUUUGCAUGAUGAUGGAGUGGAGAGGAUGUGGGAUGAGGAAGUGGAUUUUUAUUUCCUCUAUUUGGAGGGAUUUGAUGUCUUAGAAAAUGACUGCGUUGAUCAUACACCCCCCAAAAAUAUAAUGUUUACUACCCCUUUAAAGACUGGUGUAUAGCAAAGAUGUGGUUAAUUUUAAACUGCACAAAUAACAUUAUGCUUUUUUUCUUUUUGCGUGAUUGUAAGAUGUUUUAAAGCUUUAUUUUUUAUCUGUACAUAAUGUAUUUUGCAUAAAGGACCCUUAUCAAUUUUAGCACUGUGUUCAUGACAGUCUAGCGCUUCAAUUCUAGAUGCAGGAUGUGCUCACAUCCCAAAACACAAUGUCUGGGGUGUAUUCAUUACAUCUUGCAACGGAAACCCUUUACCAUUUUAAGAACCAAAAGGGAGCAAACAGAGAAAAAACGGGGAGGGACCUAACUGAAUUUGUCCAAUAGGAACUCGUUUUCGUUGCAAAACUUUUUCUGUUUGGAGUAAACAUUUUCUGUUGCAAAACGUUUUACAACAGAUUCAGCGUAAUGAAUACACCCCUGUUCUAUCGUGUGUCAAUUCAAAUUAAUCAAUUUGACAUGUUUCAGUGUUAAAAAAAAACUGUCAUACAGAAAAUCAGUCAGUGCUGGUAUGCAUGAUGUACCCACUUCUGACUGUACAAGUAUAUUUAUUUGUACUGUACUGUAGGCAUGUUUGAACAAUAUGCUUUUCUUUCCUAAAGGUGCUAUGCUAUAUUUGAACACUGUCGUAAUGAUCCCUUCACACAGUUUAACUUCUCUAUGAAAACACCAAUUAGAAAGCCUUCUAUCUUGGCCCAUGACGUUUUCUUGGACCACAGAGUACUUUAGAGGCAAAGUUAACUUUCUUUAUAAUACGUAAUGUUCAGCAGGGCCAAGAUUAUAUAAUGGAAAUAGCUCCUGUUAUGGGAGAAUGUCCUUUUUUGAGCAGACUCUUAAAACGAUGCAAUGACCCGGUCAACCUUUGCUCUCUUUCCUCUCUCUCUUGCAUCCCCCUCUCUUCUCUCAUUCACUUUUGUACUUUUCCCUCCCUCACAUGUUUGUUUUACAGACCAGAGGGUUGCUAGGGCAACGGAGACCAAAUCGCAUUAAAUCUAUUAGUGUCCUAUCACACAGUACAGGUCUUUUUGUUACGACAGCAAAAUUAGGUUAUAACCCACAAAUAGUUUGAUAUUUUAAAAUUUGAUUAAAGUUGAACUGUUAGCUUUUGUUCGGAAUGAGGGAGAGCGUGUGUUAGUUCGACUGAGUCGAAGGUUUCAGAGGGCUGUCUUCGUCUGUCAUCAUGAAUGUUAAAUGACUGAGAAACUUCAUUCUUAAGAAAGAAUUAAAGGAAACUCGCAUGCCUGCCCUACCUGUCCAAAGCAGAACUAACUGAAUAUUUAUACCAUUCUAGUGUUAUCUAUACACAAGUUAUGCAAUGCUCUUCUUUAGUCUUCAUACAUAUUUAUGAAACAUAUCUAGCUCUAAAUGUGAUAAUAUUAGACAUAAAUGCUCAACUAAAUACAGAGGACUAAACGUCACCAUACUUGUACCAUAGAGUAAUAUGCUGCAUUCUUUUGAGUACCAAUCUGCUUCUUGCACUGCUAGAGUGAGUUAGAUGCGUAUGCAAACCUUUACAAUCAACGCAGGUUCAAAUGAAUACCCUGCCAGGAAUCUCACUGUAUGUGUGUAGCCAGACAUGUGGAGCAUCCAUAUGGACUUACACUUGAACCUUUUUCAGAAGUGCUCUUGAAAGGAUCUGCAGUGGAACUGGGAAUCAAUAAUAGAUGAGAAAUAGUGGUGGAGAAUGAAGGGAAUAUCAUGGAAUACUGUAUCAGAUUACUCUGCAGUGUGUAUUGGAAGUAGGGUUGUAAAAAUCAGAUUUUUUUUUUUUUACAGAUAUCUAGGUUGGAGUAUUUGAGAGACCUGAUUCCAUGAAUCUUCCAACCAGGAUUUCUGGAAAACUUUGCAAAAAUGUCCAGGUUAUCAACAUUUUGCAACCCUAAUCACAUUCCUUUUGGGUGUUUUUAGGAAGGAGUUUGUCUACUAAGUGCUCUGCUAAAUGUAUCAAUGUAAUAAAAAUGGACAUAAGAGUAGAUUGGAAUAACGUGUUAUGCAAAUGAGUAUCCGCUUUGCAAAAAAAAUACUUAAACGCGCAUGCAGGAAUGAAGAUUCUAAGCUUUUGUAAAACGGCACAAUAUUAUGCUCUAUUUUAUUACUAUAUUUUGAAAUGAACUAAAUGCUUAAAAUGUAUCAACAGGGCCUAACCAAUAUUUUUGUAUUGUACUCAAACUGGCAAUAAAUGUGCAGUGUGUAUAAUUGA
Molecule: messenger RNA, 7330 nt
Organism: Coregonus clupeaformis (lake whitefish)
Lineage: Eukaryota; Metazoa; Chordata; Actinopteri; Salmoniformes; Salmonidae
Product: nesprin-3
Exons: 19
Coding region: 142-4191 (1349 amino acids)
Biological process (GO): nuclear migration
Cellular component (GO): nuclear outer membrane; cytoplasm; meiotic nuclear membrane microtubule tethering complex
Molecular function (GO): actin filament binding
Source: RefSeq, a predicted model, not a curated record